GGUCCAAUUCAACAGCGCCAAAGUCCAAGUCCCCUCUUUCUUCUUCUCCUCGUCAUUCUUCAUUUUGAGACCCCAAAAAAUAAAAUUGUGAAUGCAAAUUUUGGAGCGUUUAUGCGCUUUGGUUGGAAGAUGGAAUCAACCACUGAAACUAGCGGAGGUGUAUCAUCAACCCAAGCAGUUCUGCUCGGAGCUUUAGCUCCUGGUGUGAAUGGUCCUACUUGGAUUACCUUAAAGUUGACUUUUUUGAUGAUGGGUAUGUGUCUUGCUGUCAUGUUGGGAUUAGCAUUCUCUUCCAGUGAUUCACCCUUGCUGCUUCAUGUUACUUUCCUUGUUCUUAUUUGUGUUACCCUCUUCUUGCUCCUUAGCUGGUUUCUUGCACAAACUGGCCUAGUGACAGUUGAACAUCAAAUGCGCGAGAUGGGGUUAGUGCAAAAUGAUCAUUCAGAGACAACUAGAAAGAACCAAUAACUAAUUUACAGAAGUUGGGAAGGUUCUGUGGAUUCUUCUUUUAUCAUGGAAAUGCUUGAUAGAAUAGUUUUGGAUGAAUUCAAUGGACAGCAUCCUAAAUCUUACAAAAGAUUUUGCCCGGAAUAUAGAGGCUGAAGAUGUAGCUUGUGUUAAUGACUCUUGGCUUACUAAUCCUUAUGUUUCUCAUUCUUUGGUUUAAUGCAACAAAAACAUGAACAGCAAGGGAAGUGCAACAAGAACUUCAUAGCUCAUAGCCUAUAUAAUGUUGUAGCCUUGUUGUGUAAAUUAAUUAAUUAAUUAAUUUAUUAAUAAUAAGAUUUUUGUGUGUGUUA
Messenger RNA from Arachis duranensis, 800 nucleotides. RefSeq lists its product as uncharacterized. The record is from RefSeq and is a predicted model, not a curated record. NCBI's taxonomy places the organism in Eukaryota, Viridiplantae, Streptophyta, Magnoliopsida, Fabales, Fabaceae. The coding region runs from base 112 to 468 and encodes 118 amino acids. The transcript has 3 exons.